AACAAAGAAAUAAAAUAAACUAUCAACGUACUUUUACUUUCAACGCUUUCAAAUUGUUUGAAUUCACAAUUCAAUAAGAGACUUAACUUGAAUAUUUAUUAAUUAAUUAAUAAUAAUACAAUUAUUGUUAUUGUAAUAAUUUUGGAGUGUAAACAGCUGGAGAUUUAGUAUUUCUUACGUUUGUUUUUGUGAAAAAUAAUCAUGUCUGUUGAUCAGAUUCAGUACUCUGAAAAAUAUUGUGAUGACAAAUUUGAGUACAGGCACGUCAUUUUACCGUCUGAUAUUGCUAAAAAUGUUCCCAAGUCGCAUUUAAUGUCUGAGACUGAAUGGCGUAAUUUAGGAGUACAACAAAGUCCUGGUUGGGUUCAUUACAUGAUGCAUGGUCCAGAGCCGCACGUUUUGUUAUUUCGCCGAGCAAGGACAGAUUUACCGGCACCCAUAAGAACCUCACAAGCAGAAAGUCGAGCUACUCGAUGUAAUUAAAGGAACAGACAUAUUUAUCGAAGCAUGUUAUAUAUAUUAAGAACAUAAUUAUUUAUUUUUUGUAUUAUUGAAUUGAAUACGCGUUCGUACUUGAAUAAUUAAUAGUGUGUUGUAAUAAGUACUAGCAACGGUUUUAUUCCAGACAAAAGUAUUUAUUAAAUCUUUACAACUAUCAAUUAAUAUGGAAUAGAUAUAGUUAAGUUAAAAAUUAAUAAAAUUUUCAAUUUUCAUAUA
Messenger RNA from Cotesia glomerata, 717 nucleotides. RefSeq names its product cyclin-dependent kinases regulatory subunit-like. Gene Ontology annotation, biological process: regulation of mitotic cell cycle. The transcript has 3 exons. The record is from RefSeq and is a predicted model, not a curated record. Lineage: Eukaryota; Metazoa; Arthropoda; Insecta; Hymenoptera; Braconidae. Gene Ontology annotation, cellular component: cyclin-dependent protein kinase holoenzyme complex; SCF ubiquitin ligase complex. Bases 202 to 483 code for a protein of 93 amino acids. Gene Ontology annotation, molecular function: ubiquitin binding; cyclin-dependent protein serine/threonine kinase activator activity; histone binding.